Molecule: messenger RNA, 2453 nt
Organism: Salvia splendens (bonfire salvia)
Lineage: Eukaryota; Viridiplantae; Streptophyta; Magnoliopsida; Lamiales; Lamiaceae
Product: pentatricopeptide repeat-containing protein At4g11690
Exons: 4
Coding region: 29-1204 (391 amino acids)
Molecular function (GO): protein binding; mRNA binding
Source: RefSeq, a predicted model, not a curated record
CAGAGCAGUAUUGAAUUUGAUUGCAGAAAUGUCAACAGCCAAACAUCAUGUUCUGACGCUCCUUUCCGGAAUGGUGAAAGCUCCGCCGCAGAAAGCUCUUUCCCUACUCAGCUCGUCACCUCACCACACUCACGAAUCCAUUUCAAUAAUCAUCCAUCACCUUUUCUCUCUCAACAUGCUGUCGCAGGCCGAAUCCUUCAUCGUUCGGCUCCUAUCCGGUAAAAUGCCGCCCCCCUUCUUCACAAUCGCUUCCCUUGUACCGUAUUUGACCACCAAUUCCAACUCUCCCCGCGUUUAUGAGACAAUCAUUAGCGCUCACAUCAAAGCGCAGCAGCCGGUGGAGCGCGUUCUCCCGUUGCUUGAUGAAUUGAUCGACCGAGGGUUUGCGCCGUCGCCGAUUCUUUUCAAUUCUGUGUUGAAAUGUUUCGUGAAAGAGUGCCAUUUCGAGAAGGCUUGGUUGGUUUUCGAGAAAUAUAAGGGGAGAGUUGGAUUGGAUGUUUAUACCUUUGGGAUUUUGGUGAAAGGCUGCUGCGAGAGUGAUAAUUUGGAGAGGGGUUUUGAGGUUUUGGGGGAAAUGUGUGAUUUGGGAUUUAGCCCUAAUGUUUUUGUGUACACUACGUUGAUCCAUGUGUGUUGUAAGAAGGGUGACGUCGAGAAGGCGAAGAGAUUGUUUUUCGAGAUGGAGGCGAUCGGAUUGGUCGCCAACCAAUACACUUACACGGUGUUGAUAAAUGGGGUUUUCAAGAGAGGUUUGAGGAAAGAUGGGUUUGAGCUUUUUGAGAGGAUGAAGAGUGAAGGUGCAUUGCCUGAUUUGCAUACCUACAACUCCGUGCUGAAUGCGUAUUGCAGCGAAGGUGAAAUGGGGAAAGCAUUCCAACUGUUUGAUGAAAUGCGCCACAGAGGGGUGACGUGCAAUGUCGUGACUUACAAUAUAUUGAUUGAGGGGCUGUGUAAGCAGGGGAAUAUUGGCGAGGCAAAGAGAUUGUCUGGUGAGAUGAUGAGCGGUGGUUUGAGGCCAAGUGUAAUCACUUACAACUUGUUAAUGGAUGGGUACUGCCGCGUUGGGAUGCUUGAGAAAGCUCUGUAUUUGCACAAGGAGCUCAAGUCUUCCGGUUUAUCUCCAACCGUGAUCACCUACAAUGUCCUGAUUGCAGGAUGUGCAAGAAGUGAGGACUCUUCUCGGGUUUUGAACUUCCUAGUCUAACAACAUGGAGAAAGCACUCGAACUCCUUGCCUACAUGAAGAGGACCAGUUUGGUUGCAGAUGUUUACACUUACAGCGUCUUGAUAAAAGGGUGGUGCCAUGAAGGAAACAUGAGGGAAGCAUCAAAAUUGUUGCAGACAAUGCUUGAGAUGGAAGUCGAACCUAAUGAUGUAAUAUACAAUACGAUGAUCCAUGGAUAUUGCAUACAAGGUCGCUCCUAUAAAGCGUUGAAGCUUCUCAAAGAAAUGUGUGAAAAGAGCAUGGUGCCAAAUGUAGCCAGUUACAACAUGACAAUGCAAGUCCUUGAAGGAGAUGGGAAACAAGACUCAGCUCAAAAUCUUCUCGCUGGCAUGUUGAAAUUCAGCCUAAAGCCGUCUUUUGACUUGAAACAUCAAACGGAGAAGAAGGAAUCAUAUCACUUCUGAGACUUUGGUACUAUACUCUUCGUUAUGGUUGAAGAUAGAACUUCAAAACUAAAAGAUGCUAUAUUUGUGGAGGAUCAGAAGAGACCUGACAGAGCUUCGAGGAAAACUUGUCCGAGUCCAGAAACGAGCCCAAGAUCUAUCUCGUGCAUAGAGAGAUGCGUGGAUCAAAACAAGAAUUACAAUUUUAUUCCUGAUCCCCAUUCUUUUUCCAGCUGACGAGCAUGGAGAUGCAGCGCUUGACAAUGUAGAAUUUGGCCUUCUGCUCCUUGGCCAUGUUGGUGCACUUGCGCGUGAAGCCGGAGCACCUCUGGGACGAGCUCCUGGGGAGGGAGGAUUUAGAGGAGGUGGUCCUGGAGAGGGCAGAGGGGUUCUUGGUGGAGAAGCUUUUCUGUAGAGAGGACUUGCAUGGUUUGGAUGAGGAAUGUGGCCUAUCUUCUUUGGAUAACUUCCAUUUCUCAUCCAUGUAAUAGUCCAUGGAUCUACCCCUUCCUUAGAAAGGCACCUAGUAUUAGUAAUGCUUCGUUUAGAGAGAGAGAAAGGAGAGAGUUGUGAGAUGAGGUGGUGGUGGGACAAUAUAUACAUACUAGUGUGGAGACAAUGGUGGGUGGUAUUGAGGACUGUUACUGUUGUGUAGCAGCAUCACAUGUGGAUGCUUGAGUAAAAUCGUCAGGCUUUGCACCUUACUUUUUAAUUUGCAGCCAAAUUCUAUGCUGGAUCUCGUUUAUUAUAGGCCCCAACCCCUUCUGUUCCUGUUUCUCUGCCUUUCCAUUAUUUCUCCUAAUUCUCUUCCUAAUAAUUUUCAUUUUUUAUUUUUAAAUUGUACCC